ACUUAGAAGUUACAGGAUAACGUUCGAGUAUCUCCGUCUUUAUAGCAGAAACAUUGAGUGCAUAUUGUAAUUCGAAAUGUUCAUCUCGACGGCUGUGCUUCGUAAUUUAUUGCAGAAACUGUCAGUACGCGUAUUGCUGUAACUGCGUUUAAUGUCGAGAAUAAAUUGAUGCUGUAAGUGGUACGUCAUAUCGACAUGGGAAGAAGACAUUUCUCCUUUCAAUAUUUAUUGUAAAUUUUUUCAAUAAAAUAGCAUAUUCGAGUGAAAUCGCUCCCUAUAAUAAUCCUUUUUCGUUUAUAAAUGUUUUAGUAAUAGACGUAAACUCGACAUCGAAAAAAGCUGAACGCGCAGUGCUGUAGCUAUAGAAAACAACGUAUGAUCCCAUAACAACGGUUGACGUCAAACCAGGAAAACCGAAUAUUCUUUUGGCGAACUGCGCAUGCGCCGCUCCAUGGAGUGGGGAGCUCCUUUUCCGGGAAGAAGAGCAAGCGGCGAGCAGGAACCGGAGUCGUUCUGUUUGGUGUUGUAAAAUGACAGCCAUUACGAUUUCGCCGGCUACACAUGGAAUUAUUCAAGUUAUAAACGAAAGCAAUCUAUGUAAAAUCGAGAGCUACCUCAAUGACACGGCGUACAGAGAAUCCAUCGAGAAUGCCUCGAAUUAUAAUAGUCGACUGUGCAAGGAACGACGGCUACGAAUGCCUUUCCUCGACUCGCAGACAGGUGUGGCGAUGAACCAUUCAGCACUGUUUAUGUCAGCGAGGGAAAGGCUUCCAGGUUUAUUGCACGGUCAAAUCUACACGUAUCCUAGUAAAAGAUGGCGAAAGAAACGGCGUCAAUAUUUGAUGCAUUACUUGCAUCCAAAACGAGGACCAAGAGGUGACCCGGAAGACUGCGUCGAGGGCGUAGAAACUGUGACGCAUGUAAACGAUGAAAUCAAAGAAUCAGUUGUUCUUAAAGUUUUUCCAGAGGAACAUCAUAGCAAAGAUGCUUGGUACUACGACGAGCAGGACAUGUUGGAUAUGGACACAUACGACGAACCUGAUCCUGAAAGCGACUACGAUUACGAAGAGAGCUACAGUAGUAAGAGGAAACGAAGGAAACCACGUGGUGCUGGUCAUCAUCCUACGCGAAGUCACCCCCCUACCACAGACAGCCCUGGGAGUAAGCGUACAAAGGGUGGGGGACGUGGGCGGAAAAAAAACAACUAUGACGCUGCUGACACUGAUAAGCCAUUCGUUUGUGACCUAUGCAGCGCACGGUAUAAAACCAGACCUGGUCUGGUCUACCAUUACGGUCAUUCCCACUCUACUUCCUCCGGUGAUCCUGCUAAGGAACUAAGUCCCAGUCCUGCCGAAGUUGAACCUAGGAGCGUUGCAGACACCGCUGCUUCGAACCAGCCAGGUGGUACACGUCGGGGUCGUCAGAACGCAACCUCAUCGAGUACUUCGAGUCCCUCUCCCGCAGCACCUUCCGCGUCCGCUGCGGGAGCGUCCACGCAGCCUCAGCCGCAGUCGCAGCAGCCCCAGCCGGCCCAGCCUCAGCAGCAACCGUCGCCCCAGCAGGCGCCCACGCAACCGUUGCCUCCUGCCCAGGCGACGGUGGCGCCUCUCUCGCCCACCGUUCCACCAGCGAAGGAAGAUCUGCCGACCGCCUCGUCGCCCGGCACCGCCGUUCCUUCGCCGUCCUCGGUGAGGACGGAGGGGCCGCCCACCCCUGGAAACAAUGAAAAAAAAGCUGGCAAAUCAGCCCAACCUUCCCCGUACUGCGACUUCUGUCUGGGCGACGCUAGGGAAAAUAAAAAAACCGGCGGAUCCGAGGAAUUGGUCUCUUGCAGUGAUUGCGGUCGCUCAGGGCAUCCGACUUGUUUGCAAUUCACAGCGAACAUGAUCGUUUCUGUUCGCAAGUACAGGUGGCAGUGUAUCGAAUGCAAAUGCUGUUCCAUUUGUGGCACCUCUGACAACGAUGAUCAGCUGCUGUUCUGUGACGACUGUGAUCGUGGAUACCACAUGUAUUGUCUGUCUCCACCUCUUGCGUCUCCUCCCGAGGGCUCCUGGUCUUGCCGUCUGUGCAUAGCAGAAUUUCAUCACCGUGAUUAAAGUCACUUGUCUCGUAGAUAAGUCACGGAUUUUAAAUCUGUGGUGCAGCGGCCGUUCUCGAAUUAGGAGAGUAUUCACGAGCUCACUUUCCUUAUAGUAUUACGUAGACGCGGAUGUACUUCCAAUUUAUCGAAGAUAUUUCGUUGGUUAAGGAAGUUCGUUACGAAGCUGGCAGCAUUAACGAUUCAAUUUUUAUUUUAUUUUAUUUUAUUUUAUUUUAUUUUAUUUUAUUUUUUCGUAAUAUUUUGUUUCCUUCUUUCUUUCUUUCCUUUCUUAUUUAAGUUUCAACGAUAACGACGAAACUUCACGAAGUUGUUCGUAGUGUAUGCUGCUGCGUUAGAUAUCUCAGGCACUGGUGAUCUCAGAAAACUAAAAGUAUGAUAACUGCGUAUUUAUAAUUUUAACGAACUAGCGUUUACCGGUAGUAUAUAAAAGUAUAUCGUUAAUGGACUGUCUGAAUAUUUCUAUUAAAGAGAAAAAAAGAAAAAAAAAAAGAAAACGAAACAAUUAGGUGAACCCAAUCUCUAUAAGCUCACCGUUGAAGUUAAUGGAACUAAUGGAAUAACUUUAGUAUCAAGGACUCUGACAAUGGAUUGUCGUUGAACGAUUGCAUUUCUUCAUUGAAACGAGACAAAUGUAUUUUUUAUUCGUUUUAGAAAGACAGGUAGUAUCGACGGAGAUAUUACUAUUAUAGAAAUGUUAGAUGUUAGUUUGAUAAUUGCUAACGAAAUGGUACUCUCCUAGUUCUAGGCCAAUUUACUUUUAGCCAUUGACAUUCGAAGUUUGGUCGCUUUUAGAAUUUUGAUGAUUAUAUUUAAAAAAAAAAAAAAAAAGAAAGAAAGAAAUUCGGAGAUUUUGAAUUUUCAUAAACUCUUAGCUCCUCGCUAUCGGCUUGGUUC
Molecule: messenger RNA, 2995 nt
Organism: Hylaeus anthracinus
Lineage: Eukaryota; Metazoa; Arthropoda; Insecta; Hymenoptera; Colletidae
Gene: d4
Product: zinc finger protein DPF3
Exons: 10
Coding region: 531-2096 (521 amino acids)
Biological process (GO): nervous system development
Cellular component (GO): nucleus; nBAF complex
Source: RefSeq, a predicted model, not a curated record